Molecule: messenger RNA, 2487 nt
Organism: Saccostrea cuccullata (small rock oyster)
Lineage: Eukaryota; Metazoa; Mollusca; Bivalvia; Ostreida; Ostreidae
Exons: 8
Coding region: 167-2185 (672 amino acids)
Source: RefSeq, a predicted model, not a curated record
ACGGAAGUGUAAUGCUUAAUCUCAAACGAAAUGCCAAUUUAUGGAUUCUUCUUUAGCUAAAAUUCAAUAUCAUGGUUACUGAGGCAAAAAAGAAAUCAAUCUUUGCUUUAUAUUCCCAUUGAAAAUACAUGUUCAACUUAAAAAAGUUGUGUACACUCUAGAAUCAAUGAACACAAAACCAAUACCGAAGAAUGGUGAAACAAAUGUAGAAAGCAUGACAGAGAAACAAAAAGAAGAAACAACUUUUGCAAGAAAUGAAACAGAUAUUCAACACAGUAAGGACGAAAGGGAAUCGCAUGAAGAACUAAGAGAUUUGCAUUCCAGUAGUGACUUCCGAAAUACCAGCAGUUACGACUGUCUUCAGGAAGAUAUAUCCGAACUAUAUAAAUCUAUACAGAUAUUAAUUCGACGACCAGGCUUUAAACAACAUAUAAAACCCGAUUUGCACAAAUUUGAGGAUAUUGAUAAACAGUUAGAUUUGAGAAAGAAGGAUCUUAUGAUGACGGAUUGUGCUAUUGUGGUAGCAGGGGAAACAAGCUCUGGAAAAUCAUCCCUUAUAAAUCUAAUACUCGGCAAAGAUAUUUUACCAUCUGAUGUCAAGGCAACGACAACAAGAGUGUGUAGAGUAAGAUACUCAGAAAAAAGAAAAGUAUCAACGCUAGAUAAAGACGAGAAAGUGUUAGCUAUGUCAGAAUUUAAUGAUGAAAAAGACAUGCUUAAGAUGUUGGAAGUAGCUAAAACAUGUGACCAUCGCAUAGAAUAUGUGGAUAUUGGUUUUCCGGUACCGCUGUUGAAGGGCAACAUUAUAAUAGUUGAUACACCUGGAAAAGGAGACUCAAGUCAAGAUUUUAUGGCGAAUAAGAUGAUGAAUUAUCUACCAAAUGCAAUGGCUUUUAUAUUUGUUGUAAGCGUUGUUUCAGCAGGUGGAUUUCAGGAUGAUAGGCUUCCACAUAUUAUAAGGAAAGUUAGGGAAUCGAUGAGUCGAAUGUACUGUUUCGAUGCUCAAGAUGCAAUUUUUCUGCUCAACAAGUGGGAUACACUUUCGAAGAAAACAAAUCGAGAAGCCCUUUACGAAGAACUGAGAGUUACAGUACAUGAAAUAUGGGAAGAUGUAAAGGAUACUAAUAUUCUGAAAUUCUCCGCAGAUAAGGUUUAUGAAGAAGAAGUCUACACUGCGGAAUUCGAAUCAUUUUAUAAGAUUCUCAAAGAAGUCAUAACCAAGAAUGAAUUCAAAAGAGUUACAGUUCACCUGAGAUUUAUAGAAUCCUUCGUUGAUGCCUGUGAUAUAAGUCUUUCCAGCAAGCUUAAAUGUGCAAGACAAAAUACAGAUGAUACUAUAAAGGACCUGGAUAAGCUUUGUAGAGAUCUACAGGUCAUCCAGACUAAAAGAACAGAGGCAUAUUCAAAUCUCCAAAACAGAAUUGAAACUUUUCUGAAUGAAACUGCAGAGGAUCUUUACCAGUAUAUUCAGAGCAAAGACUUAGAAACUAUUGUUCUACAAGGAACGGAAAAAUAUACGCGCUUUACAAUUGGUCGAGAACUAGACGCUCGAAUAGAAAAGGCGGCUCUUUCUUGGCAGGAAAAAAAUAUUGGAAUGUUGUUUGAAAGACCAAUUUUACAAAACAUCACCGAUAACUUUAUCAAACUUCACGAACAUUUACAUAAAAUUAAAAACAAAAUGACAGGAGUAAAAACCCCUUUUGAUGUCGAAAACAAACUUGGCCCGGUUCUUGUCUCAUUGAUUGCUCCCAGCAGUACAGCUGUUGCUGGAAGUAUGGCGAUGAUGUAUAUGUCUGUAAAUCCUAAGGCCGCCCAGGCAGUUGCAGCAACGGGAGUGGUUACUGGUCUAGUAAUUACAGGACUAGUUGCAGCGGACGUUCUUGAUAACUUUGAGACCGUCGCUAAAAACGCUUACCAGGCUAGAAUAAACAAGAUAACGAAAGAAAAAAUAAAAAAAGCAUUACAAGAUACGUAUGCAGAAAGGUUUUCAUUCAUUGUAACAAGCUAUCUCGAAGGGGAUUUGAAAGAUGAAAUCGAUGAACUGUCGGAGAACGUCAAUAAAACGAAAAGCAGGAUAGACUUUUACAAAAAUGAAGAGUCAAACUUGCUUUCACUGAGCUCAGAAAUCACAGAAAUUCGAAGCCGAAUGGAAGAAAUCAAACAGGUAGAAAUAAGACUUGAAUGAUAUUUGAAAUGAGCGUUUUAUAUGGAAACAACAUGUGAUUACCUCUGUGUAGGAUUGGCUUUCAUUUACAUAAAUUAUGUAACAUGUUAUUUUUACGAAAAAUGCUUCAAUUUUAUUUUGUCUUCGAUGUUUGCUUUAAAAAUGUAACAUUAUAUCAUCAGUAUCAUUACUGUGGAACAUAACUUACGAUUGAUAGAUUUACAGUUUUUAUAUAUUAUAAAACAGGACAUGACGUGUAUUUUAAGAUGUAUUAUAUUUUUCCAUUGUUUCACUAACACAAAUUCUUCUAACCAGUUUUUUAA